Prionailurus viverrinus (fishing cat) is the source of this 1377-nucleotide messenger RNA. It is a transcript of the gene BPIFB2, whose product is annotated as BPI fold containing family B member 2. The record is from RefSeq and is a predicted model, not a curated record. Gene Ontology annotation, molecular function: lipid binding. NCBI's taxonomy places the organism in Eukaryota, Metazoa, Chordata, Mammalia, Carnivora, Felidae. The transcript has 15 exons. Bases 1 to 1377 code for a protein of 458 amino acids.
AUGGCUCCGGCACGCAGGGUGGGCCUGCUGCUGUCCCUGCUGCUGCCUGUGGUCAGCGCCUCCAUGCUGGGCACCGUGGUCAGACUCAACAGGGCCGUGCUGAGCUACGUGUCUGAAAUUGGAAAAGCCCCGCUCCAGCAGGCCCUGAACGUCACAGUCCCGUAUUUCCUGGACUGGAAUGGAGAGGUGCAUCAGCCCACAAGGAUCCAGACCUUGAACAUCCGUGUGCCUCACUUCCACCUGAAAUUCGUUGCCGACUUCGGGGUGCGAUUGUUGGUAGCAGCCAAUUUUACUUUCAAGGUCUUUCGAGUCCCAGAGCCCCUGGAGCUGAUGCUGCCCGUGGUAGUGCUGGCCGAUGCCCAUGUGGCCCAGGGCUCCAUCGGGACCCCCGUGGUCAGCAUCUCUGCCUGCUUCCCGCUCUUCAGCAACGCCAAUGUGUCGGAUGGCAGUUCCAGCGUGGCCUCGGGGCCGCUGGCCCUGGUGCAGAAGCACGUCAGAGCUGUCCUGCGGAACAAGCUGUGCCUGAGUGUCUCCAACCUGGUGCAGGGCCUCAACGUCCACCUGGGCACUUUAAUUGGCCUCAACCCUGUGGGUCCAGAGUCCCAGAUUCGCUACUCUAUGAUCAGUGUGCCCAACAUCACUAAGGACUACAUUUCCUUGGAUAUCAACGCCGUUCUCUUCCUACUGGGCAAGCCCAUUGUCCUGCCCGUGGACACCACCCCCUUUGUGCUGCCACUGCACGUGGGUGCCGAUGGAACCAUGGCAACCGUGGGUCUCUCCCGGGACCUGUUUGACUCUGUCCUCCUGCUGCUGCAGAAGGCUGGUGCCCUCAACCUGGACAUCACAGGGCAGCUGGAGUCGGGUGACAACCUACUCAACACAUCUGUGCUGGGCCAGCUCAUCCCCGAGGUGGCCCACUGGUUCCCCAAGCCCAUGCCUGUGGCGCUCAAGGUGCAGCUGGGUGCCACGCCUGUGGUCACACUCCAUACCCACAAUGCCACGCUUCAGCUGCAGCCCUUCGUGGAGGUCCGGGCAGUGGCUUCCAACUCAGCUUUCCGGUCCCUCUUCUCCUUUGAUAUGGUUGUGAACCUGAGCCUCCAGCUCUCUGUGUCCAAGUUGAAGCUUCGGGGGACCACAUCUGUGCUGGGGGAUAUCCAGCUCGCCGUGGCCUCUUCCAAUGUGGGCUUCAUUGAUACAGAUCAAGUGCACCCACUCAUGGACGCCGUGUUCAAGAAGCCCCUGCUGGAUCACCUCAACGCUCUCCUGGGCAUGGGGAUUGCCCUCCCCAACGUGGUCAACCUCCACUACGUCGACCCUGAGGUCUUUGUCUACGAGGGCUACGUCGUGAUAUCCAGCGGACUCCUAUACCAGCGCUGA